AUGACUACCUCUGCCGAUUCCCUCGUUGCUUUUGGACAACAACAUGUCACCAGAGGCCUCGGCCGCCUCACAGAAGCUGUUAUGACAAAGGGUGAGGGUUCGUACGUGACCUUUGAGGAUGGGCGUAGGAUGUUAGAUUUCAGCUGUGGUAUCGGUGUGACAAACCUUGGUCAUUGCCACCCGAAGGUUUCCAAAGCUGCAGCAGAUCAAUGUGUGAACAUUGUUCAUGCUCAGUGCAGCAUCUCAUUCCAUGGCCCUUACUUGCGCCUUAUCGAGAAACUCCUUCCAAUCAUGCCUGAUCCCUCGCUUGAUUCGUUCUUCUUUUGGAACUCAGGCUCUGAAGCCAUUGAAGCAUCCCUCAAGAUGGCACGACAAAUUACUGGCCGGCAGAACAUUAUCGCCAUGCAGGGCGGUUAUCAUGGUCGAACGUUUGGUGCCAUGGCUGUUACAAAGAGCAAGACAGUCUAUAGUGAAGGAUUCUUUCCAUUGAUGCCUGGGGCAUUUGCUAUACCGUUCCCGUACUGGCACCAACUGGGAUUAUCGAUCAAUACGAGUGAAGAAGAGCUCGUCCGACUCUCAUUGUAUCAACUAGAUCUUGUUCUCAAACAACAAACAGCUCCCAGAGACACCGCUGCCAUCAUCGUCGAGCCUGUACUUGGAGAGGGUGGUUAUGUACCAGCCCCUGCAUCUUUUCUCAAAGGAUUGCGUGCCGUCUGCGACAAACAUGGCAUCCUCCUUAUUGUAGAUGAAGUACAGAGUGGAUUCGGUAGGACUGGCAAGUACUUCAAUGUUGAAUAUAGUGGUGUCCGACCCGAUAUCCUGAUAAUCGCAAAGGGCCUUGCAAAUGGAUUCCCGUUGAGUGGUGUGGUCAGCAGGAAAGAGCUCACGGAUAAGUUAGUACCGGGUUCCAUGGGAGGUACAUAUGCAGGCAACGCCGUAUCAUGCGCUGCUGCGGUGGCUGUCGCUAACGCCUUCCGUGAAGAGAAGGUACUCGAUAAUGUUUCGGCUCGUUCGAGCGAACUUUUAACAUCGUUAAAGUCCCUCCGUGAUGACCCAGAAGUAGGGAGCAUGGUCGUCGAUAUCCGGGGCCAGGGCCUGAUGGUUGCUGUCGAGUUUGCAUCCCCGUUGUACUCUCCAACUGAUCCCGCACUGGUUCCGUCCGCACCGAAGAACCUCGCAAGUCGUGUGGCGAAGCGCUGCAUGGAGAAGGGGCUUCUAAUCCUCACGACUUCAUUAUAUGAGGUCAUCAGGUUCAUACCUCCUCUGAAUAUCUCGCAGGGUGAUUUGCAAAAAGGUUGUCAGAUAUUUGCGGAAUCAGUCAAAGAAGUCGUCCGAGAAGGUUGA
Molecule: messenger RNA, 1344 nt
Organism: Suillus fuscotomentosus
Lineage: Eukaryota; Fungi; Basidiomycota; Agaricomycetes; Boletales; Suillaceae
Product: pyridoxal phosphate-dependent transferase
Exons: 8
Coding region: 1-1344 (447 amino acids)
Molecular function (GO): transaminase activity; identical protein binding; pyridoxal phosphate binding
Source: RefSeq, a predicted model, not a curated record